This is a messenger RNA of Thermothielavioides terrestris NRRL 8126, 1659 nucleotides long. RefSeq lists its product as uncharacterized. The annotation marks the transcript as partial. Gene Ontology annotation, cellular component: nucleus. Gene Ontology annotation, molecular function: RNA polymerase binding; transcription coregulator activity. NCBI's taxonomy places the organism in Eukaryota, Fungi, Ascomycota, Sordariomycetes, Sordariales, Chaetomiaceae. The transcript has a single exon. The record is from RefSeq and is a predicted model, not a curated record.
CCGCCUCUGCCGCCUGGAUGGACCGAGCACAAGGCGCCGACAGGACACACGUACUACUACAAUGCCGAGACGAAGGAGUCGACCUACAAGCGCCCGGGCGUUGCCUCGCCAGCUCCGCCGUCGAUGUACCCGCCUGCCAUGAGCAGCUUCGUGCAGCAUCAGACGUUGCCGCCCAUAAACCUAUCCGAUCCAGCUGUUGCGAACGCUUUCAUGGCCCAAUAUGGCCAGCAUCAGCACGCCCAGCGCGGAGGAUUCGGCCCCGGCGCCCGGGGCGCCUCUCAGUCCCGCCCGCGCCCGCAGCCCGUCGACAAGCCGCGGUCCAAGGUGGCCAUUCCAGGCUGCGAGCCCUGGAUCCUCGUCUACACCAAGUACGGCCGUCGAUUCGUCUACAACCCGGUCAAGAAUGCCAGCUAUUGGCGCAUUCCCGAGAAGCUCAUGCCCGCGAUCCUCGAGCUCGACCAGGCGCGCAUCCGACAGAAGGCCGAGGGGAAAGCGCCGGAGGAGCAGCCCCGGAACGGAGAAGCAGAAGGCACAGCCCAGUCUACAACAGCGCCGGCCGCGGGCGAGGAACAGCGCGCCGAGGCUGCGCACGACUACGACAGCUCCGAGUACGAAGAGGUCGAAGUGACGGACGACGAGGAGGUUGGAGACGCAGAUGGAAACGACCAGGAAGACCGCGGCGCGAAACGCCAACGGACGGAAGAGCCAGCCGCGGACGACGGACCGGCCGAGUUCACCGAGGCGGAUAUCGCCGCGCAGCUCGCCGCCAUGGGCGCCGAAUACGAGGACGCCGAGAUGGGCGAGGGCGGCGGGGGCGAAGCCUGGGAGGAAGGGGACGAAGGGCUUCCGCUGUCGGACGAGGACGCGCGCGAGCUCUUCAAGGACCUGCUCAACGACUUCAACAUCAACCCCUACAGCCCCUGGGAGAAGCUGCUCGAGGAAGGCAAGAUCUUCGACGACGCGCGGUACACCGUGCUGCCCACCACCAAAGCGCGCAGGGAGGUCUGGGAGGAGUGGUCGCGCGCCAAGAUCCAGGAGCUCAAGGAGCGGCGGGCGCGGGAGGAGAAGAAGGACCCGCGGAUACCCUACCUGGCGUUCCUGCAGGAGAAGGCGACGCCGAAGCUGUACUGGCCCGAGUUCCGGCGCAAGUACAAGAAGGAACCCCCGAUGCGGGACCCCGGGUUGUCCGACAAGGACCGCGAGCGGUGGUACCGCGAGCACAUCAACCGGCUGAAGCUGCCGCAGGCGACGCUAAAGGCCGACCUGAAGAAGCUGCUCGAGUCGGUCCCGCCCUCCGCGCUGCACCGGCACACCGCCGUCUCGCACCUGCCGCCGCAGGUGCUCUCCGACAUCCGGUACAUCUCGCUGCACCCGUCGGUGCGCGACCCGUUCAUCGAGGGGUACAUCCAAGGUCUCCCGCCGCCCGAGGCUGCGGCAGGCGAGGGGGACGACGAUGACGAAGACGACGCUGCGCGGAAGAAGGCGCGCGAGGAGCGCCGCAAGCGGGAGCGGGCGCUCGAGGAGCGCGAGCGGGCGGUGGCGGAGGAGAAGCGGCGGCAGGAGAAGCGGCUGCAGUACGAGCGGGCGAGGCUGCGCGACGAGGAGAGGGAGCUGGAACGGGCGAUGCAGGUCAGCAAGAAGGGCCUGCAGAGCCAGCUG